Messenger RNA from Nerophis ophidion (straightnose pipefish), 5613 nucleotides. RefSeq names its product gastrula zinc finger protein XlCGF57.1-like. Bases 185 to 1819 code for a protein of 544 amino acids. Gene Ontology annotation, cellular component: nucleus. Gene Ontology annotation, molecular function: DNA-binding transcription factor activity, RNA polymerase II-specific; RNA polymerase II cis-regulatory region sequence-specific DNA binding. NCBI's taxonomy places the organism in Eukaryota, Metazoa, Chordata, Actinopteri, Syngnathiformes, Syngnathidae. Gene Ontology annotation, biological process: central nervous system development; regulation of transcription by RNA polymerase II. The record is from RefSeq and is a predicted model, not a curated record. The transcript has 2 exons.
CGGAAUCGAGCAGCUCAGACAUUGGUGGCGAGGAAGAUGGCGGACUGAGGUUUACCGAAAAAGAUUCAAAUUUAACACCUGACAGCCAUUUACAUUCUCAAAUAUUUUUUUUUCUUAAGCCCACAAAACAAGGGUUGGAGCGAUGGAGUUUUACCUGAAGUAAAGAUUGAAGACGUGAUAGAAGAUGGACGACUACUGCUAUGCUAAGAUGGCGACGUCAUGUCAAAGAGAACAUUCCAGCAAAUCACCAACGGAGAUAAAGACGGAAGAUGAAGAUGUCCAGCAGCUGAUCGGUCAUCAUGAAGAACUUGCGCCUCAACGGCAGGGCGGGAGCCUCACUUUGAAGCAGGAGGCUUCACAGCCACCUCACAUUAAAAAGGAAGAAGAGGAACUAUGGAUCACUCAGAAGGAAGAGUGUCUUCUAGGGCAGGAAGAAGCUGAUCCCACCAAGUUUCCACUGAGUAUUGUCUCUGUGAAGACUGAAGAUGAUGAAGAGAAACCACAACCAGACAACCACUUGGCUCCACUAUCAGAUAGUGAGGCUGAAGAAGAGGUUAAAGAUUCUUUGAGCAGCGAUACAGACUCUGAAGGUGAUAUGAGGACUCACACUGACAACAAACACUCUAAAAAGAAGACAUGUAAAAAUAAUUUGCGCUGUUUAGUUUGUGGCACAAUAUGUACUAAAAAGAGCCUUUUGACUCAACACAUGAGAUCACACACGGGAGAAAAACCAUUUAACUGUUCAAAUUGCGGCAAAAGCUUUUCUCAAAAUAGCGUUUUAAUUCAACACAUGAGAACACACACUGGAGAAAGACCAUUUGAUUGUUCCGUUUGUGCCAAAAACUUUUCUCACAAAAGCAGUUUGACCCAACACAUGAGAACACACACCGGAGAAAAGCCGUUUAAUUGUUCAGUUUGCAGUAAAAGCUUUUCUCAAACAAGCAGUUUGAUACAACACAUGAGAACGCACACAGGGGAGAGACCAUUUGAAUGUUCUGUUUGUGGUAAAACAUUUUCUCACAAGAGCAGUUUCACUCCACACAUGAGAACACACACAGGAGAAAAACUAUUUAUUUGUUCAGUGUGCGGUAAAAGCUUUUCUCAAACUAGCAGUUUGACUCGACACAUGAGAACGCACACAGGAGAAAAACCCUUCGAUUGUUCAGUUUGCAGUAAAAGCUUCACUUUACAGUGCCAUUUGACUCAACACAUGACAACACACACAGGAGAAAAACUAUUUAAUUGUUCAGUUUGCGGUAAAAGCUUUUCUCAAAACAGCAGUUUGACUCAACACAUGAGAACACACACGGGAGAAAAACCCUUUGAUUGUUUAGUUUGUGGUAAAAACUUCACUCACAAAAACAGUUUGACUCAACACAUGACAACACACACGGGAGAAAAGCAGUUCAACUGUACAGUUUGUGGUAAAAACUUUUCUCACAAGAGCAGUUUGACCGAACACAUGAGAAAGCACACAGGACAAAAAAAAUUUAAUUGUUCAGUUUGUGGUAAAAGGUUUUCUCGAAGGAGAGAAUUACCCGUGCACAUGAGCAUGCACACAGGAGAAAAGCAGUUUAAUUGCUCAGUUUGCGAUAAGGGCUUUACUAAAAAAUGCCAUUUGACUCAACACAUGCGAACGCACACAGGAGAAAGACCCUUUAAUUGUUCAGUUUGCUGUAAAACCUUUUCUCAUAAGGGCAAUUUGACCGACCAUAUGAGAACGCACACUGGAGAAAGACCAUUUAGUUGCUCCGUUUGCAGUAAAAGCUUUUCUCAUAGACUAAGUUUGACUCGGCACAAAAUGAAACACACAGGAUGAAAAACCAUUUAGCUGUUUAAUUUCAGGCACUGAAAUGGGACAAUUGCGUGGUCACCCGAGAUCGCACAGCAGUCGAAAUAAUUAGGUUUAGUACACUGUGAGAGUUAUCCUCCUGUCCAAGGUAAAAUGAAGUUUAAUUUGAUGAGUACGCAUACAGUAGGAACAUAAUUAUUCGGUUCUGGGUCCUCAUUUGUAAGUCGGUGUCGUCAGCGCUCACAAAAUCUGCCAUGAUGAGUGGCAGCAAACACAGAACUCUCUCCCGAUGCCAUUUUUUGUUGAUGGAAGUCGUGUAAAAAUGCUUUGCAAUAUGAAUCCCUGUCAUGGGUGUCAAACUCUGGCCCGCCGUGUAAUUUAAUUUGGCCCUUGAGGCAAUAUCAAUUUAGCAUUAGAGCUGGCCCGCCGGUGUUAUACAGCGUCGGUGCCGCAUUCACCGCUAAUACUCAUACUUGCCAACCCUCCUAAUUUUCCCGGUAGACUCCCGAAGUUCAGUGCCCCUCCCGGGGCAACCAUUCUCCCGAAUUUCUACCGAUUUCCACCUGGACAACUAUAUUGGGGGCGUGCAUUUAAGGAACUGCCUUUAGCGUUCUCUACAACCUGUCGUCACGUCCGCUUUUCCUCCAUACUAACAGCGUGUCACAUAUUUGUGGCUUUUACAUACACACACAAGUGAAUGCAAGCAUACUUGGUCAACAGCCAUACAGGUCACACUGAGGGUGGCCGUAUAAACAACUUUAGCACUGUUACAAAUAUGUGAACCCACACCAAACAAGAAUGGCAAACACAUUUCGGGCGAACAUCCGCACCGUAACACAACAGAACAAAUACCCAGAACCCCCUGCAGCACUAACUCUUCCGGGAAACUUCCAGCAAACUGACCAAUAAUUAAUGUUUUAUUCAUGCAUUUUCUCUUGCUACUUCAAGGCUUGAAUGUUUGGUUCAUUCGUUAUUGUUAUUUUAUUUUCAAAUGUAUUAUUAGCCUGUGGAAAUUUUUUUUUUUAGAUUUACCUCAGAAGAUUGCAAAUAGAAAAAAAAGGCAUAACAUUUUUAUUUAAAUUUUAUUUAAUAUGCGGUUGAUAUUUUUUUAAUUAUUAAUAUUAUUAAUAUUAUUUGAAACUGGAUUUUGCAUGUCACUAAAGUUAUAUAAGCCUUGCUUGUUCAAUAUUUAAUGCAAAACUUCUUUGGGUCCCUAUUAAAAGGUUCAUUUUGUCAACCUUGUUCCGUUUAAAAUGUUGUCCCACUCUGUAUUUGAGUUUGACACACCUGAUCCAGGUAUUACAUUUCUGACAAAAAAUGUCGAACAUGACCAAAAUACUGUAAUUAUUUAAGUUCAAGGACCAAUGAUAGUCUCACACACACUAAUUGUGGCGAAAUGAUUGUCUGCAUUUGACCCAUCACCCUUGAUCACCCCCCUGGGAGGUGAGGGGAGCACUGGUGGCCACGCCCGGGAAUCAUUUUUGGUGAUUUAACCCUCAAUUCCAACCCUUGAUAGUCUUUGGUAUGACUCGGCCGGGGUUCGAACUCACAACCUACCCAUCUCAGGGCGGACACUUUAAGGUUAUGAUUAAUUUGUUUGUCACUAAUUGUGUAUAUAUAUAUAUAUAUAUAUAUAUAUAUAAAUGAUGUUUUCCAUUUUAAAUGAAUUUUGAAGGCUUUAUUGGUAGAAUAGAUGAAGCCCCACAACAGUUACCGACUUUUUAGAAUGCACAGAAAAUGGAAAGACGGUUGUGCUUCUCUUACAUGAGGAUCUGUGGACAAUGGCUUAUUAGUGAUUCCCAAAGCCCAAAAAAAGUCUGCGGGCUAUAGAGCGUUUUCCGUUCGGGCUCCAGUACUCUGGAAUGCCCUCCCGGUAACAGUUCGCGAUGCCACCUCAGUAGAAGCAUUUAAGUCUCACCUUAAAACUCAUUUGUAUACUCUAGCCUUUAAAUAGACUCCCUUUUUAGACCAGUUGAUCUGCCGUUUCUUUUCUUUUUCUCCUAUGUCCCACUCUCCUUUGUGGAGGGGGUCCGGUCCGAUCCGGUGGCCAUGUACUGCUUGCCUGUGUAUCGGCUGGGGACAUAUCUGCGCUGCUGAUCCGCCUCCGCUUGGGAUGGUUUCCUGCUGGCCCUGCUGUGGACGGGACUCUCGCUGCUGUGUUGGAUCCGCUUUGGACUGGACUCUCGCGACUGUGUUGGAUCCAUUAUGGAUUGAACUUUCACAGUAUCAUGUUAGACCCGCUCGACAUCCAUUGCUUUCCUCCUCUCCAAGGUUCUCAUAGUCAUCAUUGUCACCGACGUCCCACUGGGUGUGAGUUUUCCUUGCCCUUAUGUGGGCCUACCGAGGAUGUCGUAGUGGUUUGUGCAGCCCUUUGAGACACUAGUGAUUUAGGGCUAUAUAAGUAAACAUUGAUUGAUUGAUAAAAUUGAUAAAUAAACUGCAGUUUUCCCUAAAACAGGAAACAAGACAGCCACGAUAUCCCGAGUCACUUUAAUAACACCCAGCUUUGUCUCUCUUCAAGAAAGUGUUAACAUGUUCUAACCCAAGCAAUUAUUUUCCUUCUUGUGAAUUUAAAAGGAAUUUUACCUCUCGUUCACAAUCUUUAUGAGAGACAAGAACUUGGUUUUUUUUCAUUUUAACGUAAAAAUCGGCUCAUUCUACGUGGCUAGCAAGGCAGCUAAUUAUUAAUUCUACCACUAAAUCACUUUAAAAACGCAUUUAAAAACUUUCAAAAAUACUCAGUUUACGUUCUUUAGCCUGUGUAGUAACCAAGCUGUAGCUACAUUGUUAUUGUAAGACUGAUUACCGAGUAGCAUUUUUUUUUCUAGCGUAGUAACCCAUCGGCGUGCUACGGUAUUAGCCAAGAGAUAAGCUAGCUUCUGGAUCACCAGCUGAAUGGCGUUUUGAGUUUGUAAUGCACAACACAAUGUGAUAGGACAUUAAUCUAACAUGAACAAUCAUAUUACAGAAUCUGUAAAGUAUCAGCCCACAUUUCAUGUUUUGUUUGUAAACAACUAGCUUGGCAGUGUACGCACUGUAGUCGUAUGAACGCGCAUAACAUGCUGCGUGUAUCACGAUCGAUAUUAAAGUGACUUAUUCGAUGGACAUGUGUGUGUUUGGUUAUUUUAAAUUGACUUUGGGUAAGCACACCAUUUAUGUCGAUACAUUUUGGCUCCAAGCUCCACAUUUGCAGUGCCAAAGUCACGCCAACCUCACUCUCUCUGCUUCCGUCCGCUCUAUUGUCUCACUCUUCCUCCAAGUUCAUCCUCUGUAUACUCAACUUCAAAAAGUUCAUAUAGCAGUUUUAUCCCAUUUCCUUGUGCUCUGUUUGUAACAGAACAGUGAGUAAAUAAAUGGGAACAUUGAAUAUACCGUGAGUAAACAAAUAUUAAAUACGAAAUUAACAUUAGACAUAUACACUAUAACUAAAGUUUUCAACAAUAAAUAGUUAUGUAAUUUACGGUUCGCCCAGGAGAUGAAUGAGAUUGUUUUUUUUUAAGAUGUUUAUCAUAAUUCUUUGUACUUUGUGAAGACUUGUAGUUUGAAUUAAGUUUUUAAACUCAAUCAUACUUGUACACAGUUUAAAUUCUUUGGUAAAUCCAUGACAUCAUUUAAUUCCACAUAUGGAUAUGCUAAAAGUCUUAAGUGUUGUACAUGCAUACAAAUGUUUUGAACAAGAUUUUCCUCAAAGGUUAUAUUUUCCUCUUUUUUUUUGAGAAGAAUUGUUGUACAUUUUAGAUGUUUGCCAAUGCACCAAGUCCUUGAAUUUCAUUACUUGUGAUUCAAUAAAUAAAAUGUUUGUAUGUUUUCUACAUCCAACA